AUGAUCUCCUUAACUGACUUGGAACUUAUAGAGAAUAUCUUAAAAUGGAACAAAAGUCAGAUAGAGACAGAAAUUUAUGUAGAAAGCGCACUAGAAGAAAAAUACAAUAUUACAAAAAACACAUACAAAAUAGUAACAGGAGCAGAUGAGUAUCAGUUGAGAAAUACAAAGAAGGUUUGCUACAAUUCCAGUACUUAUACAAAUAUAACGGACCUAAGUGGUGUUUGUGAAGAAAACAAAUAUGAUAGUGUUGAGGUCGCAGUGGUGAUAGUAUUAUUUUUACUAAUAAUAGUGACUGUUAUUGGUAACACAUUAAUCAUAUCUGCAGUAGUUACAACUAAGAGACUCAGAACGGUUACUAAUUGUUUUGUGACUAGUUUGGCUGUCGCCGAUCUAUUAGUUGGUAUAUUCGUAAUGCCGCCAGCUAUCGCAGUCCAUAUAAGAGGUAAAUGGGAGCUUGGCUGGAUUCUUUGUGACAUUUGGAUUAGCUUGGACAUACUUCUCUGUACCGCAUCUAUACUAUCUUUGUGUGCCAUCAGCGUGGACCGAUAUUUAGCUGUGACUAGACCAUUGACGUAUUCAAGAAGACGUAGAUCUAAGAAGCUCGCACUGACAAUGAUAUUUUGCGUAUGGCUAUCGGCUGGAGCUAUAACGUGUCCUCCCAUGUUUGGAUGGUAUGAACCUGAACAUAAUCAAGGAGGUGUGUGCCGGUAUAAUCAGAACCCUGGCUACGUCGUUUUUUCGGCUAUGGGCUCUUUCUUUUUGCCUAUGAUAGUUAUGGUCUACGUAUACGCAAGAAUAUCUUGCGUGGUAGCAAGACGGCAUCACCAAUUGGCUAGCACUAACAGUAAAUGUAGUAAGAAAGGAAAGCUAUCGUGCAUUAGAACCGAAUCAGAUUCGGGAUCAGAUAAGUUAUCCCUUCGUCAAAGUGUAUCAAAGCAACCAUCCAGAAAUUCAACUCAGCAUAGUGAGUGUUCUUCUCAAGGUGAUCCAAAAUGUCCAUGUUGUUUUCAUGCCACUAAGAAAAGCAGGCAACCGAAAAACUACAGAGUCAGCAAAGAAAAAGAGUCUAAGUUUUAUCACGAAGUAACGUUUAAGGCUAAUUUUAAGAAUAAGAAUACCGGACGUCUCAGAACGCAUUCGAUGAAAGAAAAUAUUGAGAACAAUAGAGUAUCUUCCUUGAAGAGGGAAACAAAAACAGCCCAGACGUUAAGUCUCGUAGUUGGAGGAUUUGUCGCCUGUUGGUUACCAUUUUUCGUAUAUUAUCUUCUUACGCCAUUUUUAUCAAAUGAAUAUGUAAAUCCUGUACUGAUGUGCAUAUUAAUGUGGCUUGGAUGGUUUAAUUCCGCGAUUAAUCCAUUUAUUUAUGCGUUCUACUCGCCAGAUUUUAGGCUAGCUUUUUGGAGACUUACUAUUAAAAAGUGUAAAAGAAGUAAACGUUGA
Molecule: messenger RNA, 1443 nt
Organism: Parnassius mnemosyne (clouded apollo)
Lineage: Eukaryota; Metazoa; Arthropoda; Insecta; Lepidoptera; Papilionidae
Source: the annotation of a GenBank genome assembly